CACUUCUGCAGGUGUCGCGUCGCAACAGAGAGGCUUCAGCUGUCACUCCGAAAUAUCCCCUGCCUACCUUCCACGAGUGAUAGCUUGAAAUAGCAAACUCACCCACCAGGCCCAAGUCUAUUUAGUUUUGUCCUUUUCCGAAACCUCAACCACCUUUCAUCGUCAAGACAAACCCGACGACCGAUCACUACGCGACACAGGCACUUCAUACAAGCCACUCUGAAUACCAUAGCCCACCAUGUUGAUCAAAGUCCGAACGUUGACGGGCAAGGAGCUCGAGCUCGACAUUGAGCCUGACUACACAAUCUCUCAAGUCAAGGAGAAAGUCGAGGAGAAGGAAGGCAUCCCGCCCGUCCAGCAGCGCCUGAUUUACGGAGGCAAGCAAAUGGUCGACGACAAGACCGCGGAAGACUAUGGAUUGGAGGGCGGUGCCACCCUUCAUCUUGUCUUGGCCCUUAGAGGGGGGCGAUGGUUUGCCGUUGAGCUCCCGCAGGCCUCGUCUCUGUAACUGAAGCGCGCGUGCGAGGAGGACAAAGUAAACGAAGGAGAGUGGAGUGUUGGAGAGUGGGAGUGGGAGAGGCAGUAGUGAUGUUGAGCUUGGUAGUCUAGGAGGGGGGAUUUCACGGUUGCCCCAGCUAGACAAACCGAGGCAAGGUUGCGGGAUCUGGCUACUAGGUGCGGGAGGAAGCGUUCACUGAUUUCCGAGCUCAUAGCGAGUGGGAGGUAGGGAUUGAUUUACAGGAUGGCAUAGAACCGUCCCCUUCGCGAUCCUUUUCGAAAUUCCAGGUAUCUACGAUCUCACAUAGAGCACGCUGGGGUGGAGAAGGGAUGCUACUAGCAGACACGGUCUAGAUAACGGCUCUCUUAACUACAAACGUGACACCA
This is a messenger RNA of Lasiosphaeria miniovina, 885 nucleotides long. RefSeq names its product ubiquitin-related domain-containing protein. The coding region runs from base 239 to 508 and encodes 89 amino acids. The record is from RefSeq and is a predicted model, not a curated record. Gene Ontology annotation, molecular function: protein tag activity; ubiquitin protein ligase binding. The transcript has 4 exons. Gene Ontology annotation, cellular component: nucleus; cytoplasm. NCBI's taxonomy places the organism in Eukaryota, Fungi, Ascomycota, Sordariomycetes, Sordariales, Lasiosphaeriaceae. Gene Ontology annotation, biological process: regulation of proteolysis; protein neddylation; modification-dependent protein catabolic process.